This is a messenger RNA of Lepidothrix coronata (blue-crowned manakin), 2235 nucleotides long. Its product is annotated as fermitin family homolog 3-like. Gene Ontology annotation, molecular function: integrin binding. Gene Ontology annotation, biological process: integrin-mediated signaling pathway; platelet aggregation; regulation of cell-cell adhesion mediated by integrin. The record is from RefSeq and is a predicted model, not a curated record. The coding region runs from base 53 to 1744 and encodes 563 amino acids. The transcript is spliced from 12 exons. NCBI's taxonomy places the organism in Eukaryota, Metazoa, Chordata, Aves, Passeriformes, Pipridae. Gene Ontology annotation, cellular component: cell-substrate junction.
GGCGGGACGUGGGGCAGGAACAUUCUGGACACCAUUGGGAAGGGACGGAGUGAUGGCAGGGCUGAAGACGGCGAGUGGGGAGGACAUUGACGGCUCCUUCGAGCUGCAGGUGGAGGUGGAGGAGGGAGGUGCCAUGGGGCAGGGAGAUGCCACGGGGCAGGGAGAUGCUGUGGGGCAGCCCAGCCCCCCAGCAGCUCUCCGCAUCCUUGCCCUCCGUGUCACCGGGGACCUGCACAUUGGUGGCCUCAUGCGCCUCAUCGUGGAGACCAUUGGGGAGGCCCGGGACUGGUCGGACCACGCGCUGUGGUGGGUGCAGCAGCGGCGGUGGCUGCUGCCCCCCGGGCCCCCCCUGGACGCGCUGGGUGUCGGGGGGGGCUCCCGGCUCCGCUUUGUCCCCCGGCACCGCCCGCUGCGGCUGCGGCUCCCGGGCGGGCACGUCCUGCGGCUGCACCUCAACUUCGCCAGGACCCCCGGGUGGCUGGACGCCUCGCGGUCCCUGAUGGAACAGGACGUGGUGGACGAUGAGGAGCUGCUGCUGCGCUUCAAGUACCCCUGUGCCAUGGGGCUGGACCCCCAGGAGGGCGGGCUGCGCAUUGCGCUGCUGCAUGAGCAGGCACGCGGGGCCCUCCUGGCCGAGGAGAUCGACUGUACCGAGGAGGAGAUGCUGCUCUUUGCUGCCCUCCAGUACCAGAUAGAUGGGGCAGAGGGGGGUGAUGGGGACCCCAAGGGCCCCCUCGAGCCCCAGGACCUGGACACAGCCCUGGACAAACUGGAGCUGAGCCUGGAGGGGCAAAGGACCACCAUCCUGCCAGAGGAGCUUGGAGCUGCCCCUGAGCUGGUGGAGGAGCUGGAGAUCUACAGGUCCUCCCGCUGGCCGUUCUGGGGUUCCCGACCUGCCCGGGCCGUGCUCUCGGGGUCAUCACUGUCACUCUGGAGCCUCCCGAGAUCGGGGGGGCCCCCACAGCAGCUCAACCUCCGCGGCUGUGAGGUGACCCCUGACAUGGAUUUGGGGGCGCAGAAGUUUUACAUCAAACUGCGGGUGCCGACACCGGAGGGGAUGAGCGAGACCCUCCUGCGCUGCCGUGAUGCCCCCCAGUAUGCCCGUUGGGUCGCCGGGUGCCGCUUGGCCUCCCGUGGGGGGUCCCUGUUGGCCACAUCACUCGGGGCGGAGGCUCAGGGGGUCCUGGGGGUCCAGCCAGGGAGGGAGGACCCCACUGUGCCUCCCUGGGCCCUCUCACGCCGACCCCCAGAUCCACAGCAGCUGUUGCCCCCCCGCUUCCAGCGCAAGUUCAAGGCCAAGCAGCUCACCCCCCGGCUGCUGGAGGUUCUGCACCGUGUGGGGACACUGACCCCAGGCCAGGCCCGGCUGCGCUUCGUGGAGGCCUGGAGGGCCCUGCCAGGGUUCGGGCUGGGGCACUUCGUGGUGAGGUUCCAGGGUGCCAGGCGUGAUGAGAUUUUGGCUGUGGGCCCCUCACAGCUGCUCCGGAUCGAUCCUGGCUCUGGCGCCGUCACCCGCAGCUGGAGGCACAGUGACCUGCGCCAGUGGGACGUCAACUGGGACAGCCAGCAAGUGCGGCUGUGGCUGACUGGGGACGUGACGCUGGGGCUGCGGGUGCUCUCGGCAGCCCCCCGGGUGCUGCACCAGUUCCUGGGGGGGUAUCUGGUGCUAGGGGGACAGCGGCCAGGGCAGCUCCCAGACCCUGAUGUGCUGAGGCGCCUGAUGGAAGGGGGGGAUGACCCCUAACGCCCCCAAGCCCCAUGCAAGAGUGGCCUCAUGCAAAUGCCCCCAUCCCACUGUUGGCACCAGCCUCAACUCCCCCAAUCCCUGUUCCUCCCACAGCACUUGUGCACCCUCCCUCCCUCCUCCUGCUGUGCAAGGCACUUGUGCAAGGCUUGUGCAACACUGGUGUGAUGGAGCUGAACGUGCUUACUGUGCUCAACAGAAUGGUGGUGGCUGUUGGGCCUCACAGGCAAGGGGGUCACAGUCCGUCCUCGUGGCAGGGGCUCUCACUGUCCUUGUGCAAAAGGUUUGGACGCCCCAGUCCUCAUGGAAGAGGGUCACAAACCAUCCUCGUGUGACAAGGCCACAACUCUGUCCUCAAAUGAGGAGUCUGGACCCCCACAAUCCUCAGGGGCUCUCAUCUCACUGUCCUUGGGCAGUGGGAUCCCACUGCCCCUCCUGGACUCCCUGGACCCCCAAAUCACCCCAGGGCACCAACUCUCCUCCUGGGCUCC